AUGAGAGGUCUGGAGUCGAAAGGGCACCGAACGGGAGAGUCUAAGCUCGGCUCGAAAUGCCUGGCGCGACGAAAUAAGAACGGUCGGACUCCAACUUCAGUGCAUGCUGCCGGCGAGGGACAGGAACGACACCCUCGGAUCGCCAAGUCCACGGGGACCAAUACAGGGGAAGUUUGGCGUGAGGAUCACCUAGAGUAA
Molecule: messenger RNA, 198 nt
Organism: Penicillium vulpinum
Lineage: Eukaryota; Fungi; Ascomycota; Eurotiomycetes; Eurotiales; Aspergillaceae
Exons: 2
Coding region: 1-198 (65 amino acids)
Source: RefSeq, a predicted model, not a curated record